Messenger RNA from Penicillium angulare, 1080 nucleotides. RefSeq names its product STIMATE family protein. Bases 1 to 1080 code for a protein of 359 amino acids. Gene Ontology annotation, cellular component: membrane. The transcript is spliced from 2 exons. The record is from RefSeq and is a predicted model, not a curated record. Lineage: Eukaryota; Fungi; Ascomycota; Eurotiomycetes; Eurotiales; Aspergillaceae.
AUGGAUGCUGCUGCGGCCAUCUCGCUCGCUGUUGAGGCCUCCACAACCUUGAUCGCUGCAACCUCUCGUCCACAAGCAUCACCCACACCCGAUCGACAUAUGCUUUACUAUCACGGUGCCACAGUGACUGGACUGGGGGAUGGGAAAAAUGAAGACGGUGGUGAAUGCAAACUGCUUGGAUCCUUCUCUAUAAUCGUUCAAACCGCCCUUGGACUAUUGGCACUGUUAUCGCUAGUGUUUAAGAGAUGGAGAGAGCGACCUCAACGUCCAGUCAAAGUUUGGGCUUUCGAUGCCUCAAAACAGGUAUUUGGGUCGGCGAUGCUCCAUUUGGCAAACCUCUUUAUGUCAAUGUUCUCGGCCGGUCAGCUUGAGAUUAGGAUGGAUUUCAAGCCGAAUCCGUGCUCAUUCUACUUGUUGAAUCUCGGGAUCGAUACUACAUUAGGAAUCCCCAUCUUAAUCGUCGCGCUCCGAAUUUUGAAUCUCCUUGCUUCAUACACCCCUCUCGCCAGGCCCCCAGAAUCGAUAGAGUCCGGUAACUAUGGCCAGCCUCCUCGUGCAUCCUGGUGGUUCAAACAAUCUAUGAUCUACUUUCUGGGUCUGCUGAAUAUGAAGAUAUGCGUGUUUUUCUUAAUUCAGGCAUUCCCCAUUAUUGUCAAGAUUGGUGACUGGGCUUUGCGGUGGACCGAAGGAAACACUGCUCUCCAAAUCACAUUUGUGAUGCUUCUUUUCCCCGUCAUCAUGAAUGCCAUCCAGUAUUACAUCAUCGACACUUUCAUCAAAAAGAAAGUGGCUUAUGACAUCUUUUCUGAUGAUGAAAAUCGGGACGAUGCUACUGAGGAAGACCCUCAACGACGACGGGGCCUGCUCGACGCAAUUGACGAGGCCUACUCUUCGGAUUCAGAUUCUGAGGAUAGACCGGUCAAAAAGUCUCCUGUACCGCUACCUCAACAAAAGGAUGCGUUCCAGGACUCAGAUCUCACUCUGACUGAGGAUCAUUCUCCGGUUCCGCCUUAUGAGCCGCCCAGUUCUGGUUCCAGUAGCAGUCGUCGUGAACACGCGCAAUCAAAGACGGUGGAGUAA